Adelges cooleyi (spruce gall adelgid) is the source of this 1117-nucleotide messenger RNA. RefSeq lists its product as uncharacterized. Gene Ontology annotation, cellular component: nucleus. The coding region runs from base 229 to 846 and encodes 205 amino acids. The record is from RefSeq and is a predicted model, not a curated record. NCBI's taxonomy places the organism in Eukaryota, Metazoa, Arthropoda, Insecta, Hemiptera, Adelgidae. Gene Ontology annotation, biological process: protein import into nucleus. The transcript has 4 exons.
UAUCUUAAAUCGUGCUUGAAACAUUAGAAUUUGGAAUAAGAAUUCGUUUGCUUGAAAUCUCAAAUUCUCAAUGUUCAAUACUGAUUAGUGAAUACUGAUUACAGACUACAGUUUUGUUCGUAAAAAAUUAGUGUAAUUUCUAGUUUACCAAACAUUAGAAUCUAUGUUGUUUUAUUAAUUUAUAGUAUUGAUCAUUAAUUUCAUAUUUAUAAUAAAGUAAAAAUAAUUAUGUCAAACGUAGAUUCAAAAACGAAAAAUCGGAUAGCCAGUUAUAAGCGCGUCAAAAACCGAGGAAACAAUUUUAGAGAUAUUUUAAGAGAAAGAUAUCGUAAUUUAAUGAAAAACAAACGUGAAACACUUUUAGAACGUGUACGCAAUGUGUCAUAUGAUAUGAGAGAGAAUGAGGUCACUUCAUUUAUCGAUAAGACAUGCAUUAAAAUGGAUAUUGAAGAAGAUGAUGGAUUUCAUUCCUUAGAUGAAGAAGAUCAAAUAAUUGAUGAAAUUAAACAAGAGCUUUUAGAUGAAGAGAUGAAAUGGAUCUCGGCACAAUAUUCUGAGUAUAAUGUAUAUUUACAACAUUUGCAAAAUGAUUCAAUCGAGUGUCCUGUUUGCCAAACUGGAAGUCUCAUAAAAUCUGAUACAAACAAUAUUACUUGUGAUGUUUGUCAUAUUACUAUUUAUACUAGUCUCGAAACAGACGCAUUAAAAAAUAAUUUGGAAACUUCAGCUAUUGAACAUUCUCGUAAUUGUCAAAGACCGGUUUAUUGCUCAGUUUUUCCAGCACCGGAUGUUAAUUCAAUGUUUAUGAUGUGUAAUGAAUGUCAGUUCCUCUAUCAAAUAUCAUAAGUCAACUAAAAAAAUAUUUGAUUUAAAUGUAAAAAUAUAAUGUUUAUACAAAUGUUAAAUGAUGUAAAAAAUAAUAUAAUGCAAAUUACACUGUAAAAUCUAAUGUAAUUUGCUCAAGUUAAGAUUAUAAAAGUACUCAAAUUUGAAUAUUUUUGGUGAUUUAUUAAUUGCUAAAUUGUAUUAGAUGUGUUUAUAUAUUUAUGUAUAUUUCAAUUGUAAUUUGUCUAACAACUAAUAAUAUAGUAUUAAACUUAUGUGACUCACUGAAAAA